AUGUCCCGCGGAGCCCUCGCCAGGUUGUUCGCCCUCUCCUUCCUGGUGGCUGGAGCGGCGGCUCAAGAUUUCGCCCAGACGCGGUUCAUCUGCACCUCAAUCCCCUUGGACAUGGACCCCAUGUGCUCUGCCCCCAUGCAGAACAGUGGGCCGGUGGAAGACAUCAAGGGCACUAUCCUUCAGCUCCGGGAGACCAUACUGCAACAGAAAGAGACGAUUAUAAAUCAGAAGGAGACCAUCAGGGAACUGACCGCCAAGCUCAGCAGAUGUGAGAUUCAGAGUGGGUCUGAGCCCUCGGUGAGUGAACUGUCCGGACAGCCAUUCCGCAUUAAGCAGUCAGGAAAGAGUAGAAAUCCCAUGGGAGAUCUCUCUCUAGCUCAAGCGGAUACAUUAAAUCAACUUGGACAAACUUUACAAUCACUCAAAACACGCCUGGAGAAUUUGGAGCAGUACAACCGAGCCAAUGUUUCCGUUCAGACAAAUAGCUUGAAAGAUCUCCUGCAGAACAAAAUCGACCAUCUGGAGAAACAGGUUCUGUCCAGAGUCAACAGCUUGGAGGAGACCAAAAACGCGGUGCGAAACGACACGACGGAAAACCGGGGCAAAAUUGAAAAUGCCCUCAACUCUCUCCACCAGAGGAUCAGUGACUUGGAGAAAGGACAGAGAAAUUCAAGACCGACAGAUAAAUUCCAGAUCACGUUCCCUUUAAGGACCAACUACAUGUACGCCAAGGUGAAGACAAGUUUGCCUGAGAUGUACGCCAUGACUGUCUGUAUGUGGCUGAAAUCCAACGCCUCUCCCGGGGUAGGCACCCCCUUCUCCUACGCUGUCCCGGGACAAUCUAACGAGCUGGUUCUCAUCGAGUGGGGCAAUAACCCGAUGGAGAUUCUGAUCAAUGACAAGGUGGCUAAACUCCCUUUCCUGAUUAAUGAUGGGAAAUGGCAUCACAUCUGUGUGACUUGGUCUACAAGAGAUGGCGUUUGGGAAGCCUAUCAGGACGGACUGAAAAGGGGAAAUGGGGAAAACCUCGCACCGUGGCAUCCCAUUAAACCGGGUGGGAUCAUGGUUUUGGGCCAGGAACAGGACACGUUAGGAGGUGGUUUUGAUGCCACACAGGCCUUUGUGGGUGAGAUGUCCCACUUUCACAUGUGGGAUAGAGUCCUAACUCCAGGGGAGGUCUACAGCCUGGCUAACUGCAGCUCGAAGACCUUGGUGGGCAAUGUCAUUGCAUGGACUGAAGCCAAUGUUGACAUCUACGGUGGCGCCACCAAGUGGACAUUUGAAGCGUGCCGCCAGAUUAAUUAA
This is a messenger RNA of Hemiscyllium ocellatum (epaulette shark), 1305 nucleotides long. It is a transcript of the gene nptx1l, whose product is annotated as neuronal pentraxin 1 like. NCBI's taxonomy places the organism in Eukaryota, Metazoa, Chordata, Chondrichthyes, Orectolobiformes, Hemiscylliidae. Bases 1 to 1305 code for a protein of 434 amino acids. The record is from RefSeq and is a predicted model, not a curated record. The transcript is spliced from 5 exons.